AUGCCACAAGGUGCUCGCAAUAUCAUUCGAUCCAAUGACUCACCUAGUUUAUGGAACUUGACGCUCUCACCUGGCUGGACUGAUCAAGAAUCAGAAGCACUUCGACUUGCUGUUAUGAAGUUUGGCAUUGGCAACUGGGCAAAGAUUAGAGAAUGCCAAGUUCUACCUUACAAAACCAAUGCACAGUUGAACCUACAACUACAAAGACUAUUGGGCCAACAAAGUACGGCUGAAUUUGCUGGACUUCAUAUCGAUCCCAAGGUCAUUGGAGCAAAGAACGCCAAGAUUCAAGGGCCCAGCAUUAGACGCAAAAAUAAUUGCAUUGUGAAUACAGGAAACGCACUGACGAAACAAGAGCUAAAGGCGAAAGUCUUGCAUAAUAAACAGCAAUAUGAAAUCCCUGAAUCAGAAUGGUCAACGAUAGAGCUGCCCAAGAUUGAGAACGUAGGUACAUUUGCUCAUGAUGUAUACACUGCCAAUUGA
Molecule: messenger RNA, 483 nt
Organism: Mucor velutinosus
Lineage: Eukaryota; Fungi; Mucoromycota; Mucoromycetes; Mucorales; Mucoraceae
Product: transcription factor of the MADS box
Exons: 1
Coding region: 1-483 (160 amino acids)
Source: RefSeq, a predicted model, not a curated record